This is a messenger RNA of Neltuma alba, 2175 nucleotides long. RefSeq names its product vegetative cell wall protein gp1. Lineage: Eukaryota; Viridiplantae; Streptophyta; Magnoliopsida; Fabales; Fabaceae. The record is from RefSeq and is a predicted model, not a curated record. Gene Ontology annotation, cellular component: plasma membrane.
CAUGCGUACAAAUAAUAGGUGAACUUAAGUUGUCAAUGACAUAAAAACUUAACUUGUUUAGUGUCUUCCUUUUCCGUGUCAUCCUUCUCCCCCCUAUUCAAUCGUCACAUUUCACCCAAUCUUUCCCUCCCAAGACUAGGACGUGAAAGAGAGGGUGCACAGAAUAACCCACAUAGCUAUUGUGGUUGAGUAGAAGAAAGACUUCAAUCUAAUUUCACUCACAAAUCUUAUGCUGAAAAACUAAGUGCAGGUUAAAUAAGGUUGUCGGGUCAGCCCACUCUAAUAAGCACCUGGAGUGGCUCAACUAAACAUCUCAACCUUUUUGAAGAUUUUGGAGGUUCUAUCUCAGUCCAUUCUUCGUUAGAUCAAUAAUAAAGCAAUCAAAUGAAGGUAACAUCUCUCCUUCCGGCAUACUACCCAAACGGAACAUCUCAACCUUCUAAGCUUUUAAAGGACCAUAAAUAGGAACCAAACUUGUCUUGGGAAAUCCGACCUGCAAUGGCUGCAAAGUUCUGGGUAUUGGCCCUGGCUUGCCUCUGCUGGCCUCUGGCCCUCAGCAAUGCCCAAGCACCAGAAGCUACACCCUCAAAAUUACCAACUACAACAUCAGCAGCACCUUCUAACUUGCCUACCAGAGUUCCUGCUGCAAGGCCAGCCUCUUCUGCUGCGCCAGUGGCAGCCACGAAACCCCCUGUUGUUGCAGCAACCCCAUCAACUUCUCAGAAACCACCAGCAGCAACCCAGCCACCUACAACCUCCAAAGUUCCAGCUGCGAGGCCGGCCUCUUCUGCUGCACCAGUAGCAGCCGCAAAAACCCCUGUUGUGGCAGCAACCCAGCCACCUGCAACCUCCAAAGUGCCAGCCGCGAGGCCUGCCUCUUCUGCUGCACCAUUAGCAGCUGCAAAAGCUCCAGCUGUGGCAGCUACACCAUCUAUUUCUAGUAAACCACCGCCAGCAACUCAGCCACCUGCAACCUCCAAAGUGCCAGCUGCAAGGCCUGCCUCCUCUGCUGCACCUUUAGUGGCUGCAAAACCUCCUGUUGUGGCUGCUACACCUACCACUUCUGCUGCACCAUUGGCGGCUGCAAAAGCCCCUGUUGCAGCUGCAAGGCCUUCCCUGGCUGCUGCGCCACUAGCGGCUGCAAAACCCCCACCUGUGGCAGCAACCCCUUCUACUUUGAGCAAACCACCAGCAGCACCUCCCACUUCCGCCCCUGUAAAACCCCAGGCACCCAAGGUUGCACCAGCUAUUGCCCCAGAAGCCCCACCUCCUAAAAUUCCACCACCACAACCCCCAAAGAGUCCGCCUGUAGCAACUCCCAUAUUGCCACCACCAUUACCACCACCAUUAACACCACCACCAGUUGCUUCACCACCACCACUACCACCUCCAGUAAUAUCCCCAACACCAGACCAGGCACCACCAGCCCCAGCACCAGCAAAAAAGCCAGCACUAGCACCUGCACCCAAAAAGAAAGCACCGAUACCAUCACCUGUUCCAUCACCACUGAUGCCCACACCAACACCAGCCCCAGCACCACUGACAGAGACACCAGCCCCGGCACCUGAUGAAGACACUCCAGAACCACCUCCCCACAAGCACAGGAAAAGAAAGAAGACUCACAAACACAAGCACAAGAAACAUCAAUCACUCAGUCCAGCACUAGCGCCAACAACCAUCCGGAGUCCCCCAGCACCACCAGCAAAUAAAACAAGUACAACAACGACUGUGGAUUCAGAAGAAGACACAGAUGCACCAGCUCCAAGUCCAGAUUUAAGUGGUGCACCAUCAUACUACCACCAGGUGGGCAAUUCAGGAGUAUGGGCAACGGCAGGACUUGCUACUGCCAUUUUGCUUGCCAUUACUGGCUUCAUCUGCUAACGGAUUCACCCAAAAGUGCCAUUUGGCUUGCAAAAUAUGAAGCGAAGAAACAAAUAGUGAAAUCCCACUACUAAAGGACAUGAUGGUGUUAUUUCAUUCUUUUUCCUUUUAUUUUUAAAUGUGUGUAUUUUUUUAUUGGCAAUACUUUUCAAAAUACUUGCUUGGAUAUAAUAAUGAAUAUAAACUUUCAAAUUAUCUAAAUAACUUGGAUAAGUUAUGAAGAAUAUUACAAUGUCUGUAAUUAUCCCAUCAAACUUGAUCAAUUUCUGAGUCCGUGUUGGUUUUCCCCCGAAA